Bursaphelenchus okinawaensis is the source of this 541-nucleotide messenger RNA. NCBI's taxonomy places the organism in Eukaryota, Metazoa, Nematoda, Chromadorea, Rhabditida, Aphelenchoididae. The record is from the annotation of a GenBank genome assembly.
AUGAAUGUUCUGGUAAUUGAUUAAAACGUACUGCUUAACCUUAAUGGGUUUGUUAUAGUUAAUUGCGUUAUAAAUUCUAAUAAAGGGUUAAAAUUGAAUAACACAAUUCCGACUAAUUUAAGUCGAAAUUUGGUCCAAACUUAAUUAAGAAGUUCUAAUCAGACUAAAACUAAAAACAUAAAAAUAAGGAAGCUUUACUUUAUGCAAAUUUAAGUAACAGUUACUAACUAGGCUUGCCCUACCUUGCCCAGCCUAGCCUAGCCCAACCCAGCCCAGCCCAGCCCAGCCCAGCCCAGCCCAGCCCAGCCCAGCCCAGCCCAGCCCAGCCCAGCCCAGCCCAGCCCAGCCCAGCCCAGCUCAGCCCAACCCAGCCCAGCCCAGCCCAGCCCAGCCCAGCCCAGCCCAGCCUAACCCAGCACAGCCCAGCCCAGCCCAGCCCAGCCUAACACAGCCCAGCCCAGCCCAGCCCAGCCCAGCCCAGCCCAGCCCAGCCCAGCCCAGCCCAGCCCAGCCCAGCCCAGCCCAGCCCAGCCCAGCCUAG